AUUUACAUUCAGUCUACUCUGAGGUUAUCUUUGAAGCCUCAUUACUUAGAUGUCUGUGGAAUCCUUCAAACCAUAGGACAGCCAAGGUCAGAGGCUGCUCUUCACCAGACAGCAAAGUCCCAGAGGCUGUUUCAGGGCUUUGUGUCGUUCAAGGAUGUGGCUGUGAACUUCACUGAGGAAGAAUGGAGAGAACUGGACCCUGCGCAGAGAGUCCUGCACAGGGAGGUGAUGCUAGAGAACUAUAGGAACCUGGUUUCCUUGGGAUUUCCAUUUUCUAAACCUGAUGUCACCUCCCAAUUGGAACAAGUGGUAAAUCCACGGAUGCAGGAGGGAGCAGUGCUAAGCAGCAGCUCUACACACUUGGAGACCAGAAAGUCAAAACCAAAGAAAGUAUUUUCUGAAGAAGAAUCAUACCAGGGGAUAAAUAUGGAGAGAAGCACAGAGGCUGAUGCAAGGACCGCCAGUCUGAAAGAGGCCUGGGGAUGUACAGAGAUCAGAGAGGGUGCUCAAGAUAGACUCUGGGAAGAAGGAACAGUUACCUGCAAGAAAAGAACUUCUAUAGCAGAUGGGAGCCCCAAAUGUGUUGAAUUUGGCAGACAUGUUAGUCUGAAGUCAGACUUUGUUAUACAACCAAGACAUUCUAAAGAAGAGAGGCUUUAUACACAUGAUGCUCAGGGAAAGAGCUUCAAACAGAAUUCAAAAUUAGCCAGACAUGAGAAAGACAGCACAAAUGAAAAAGUUCUUUGGUGUAAUGAGUGUGGUAGAAUCUUCAGCGAUUACUCAGUUUAUAUUCAACAUUGUAUAGUUCAUACUGGAGAGACAGAUUUGGAAUGUAAUCAAUAUGAGAGUGCCUUUGGUCAUGAUGAACACCACACUGAACAUCAGAAAACUAAUAUUAGAGAGAAGACUUAUGAAGAUAGAAAAGCCUGUAACUGGAACGCAUACCUUACCAAACAUCAUCAGAAUGUUCCUAGUGGGAAGGAACAUAAUGUGUGUGAAAGAGCCUUAAUUCAGAACACACCAUUUAUUCAACAUCAGAGAAUCCAGAGUGCAGAGAAACUUUAUGAUUGUAGUCAAUGUAGAAAAACUUUCAGUAAUUAUUCAGCACUUACAAUACAUCAGAGAAUUCAUACUGGGGAGAAAUCAUAUGAAUGCAAUGAAUGUGGGAAAGCCUUUAAUCACAGCUCAUCUCUUAUUCAACACCAGAGAAUCCAUACUGGAGAGAAACCCCACGAAUGUAAUAAAUGUAGUAAAGUCUUCAGUCACAAUUCAUCCUGUUUUGAACAUCAGUUUAUUCAUACUGGAGAGAAGCCCUAUGAAUGCAAUGAAUGUGGGAAAGCCUUUAGUCACAACUCUUCCCUUAUUGUCCAUCACUUUAUUCACACUGGAGAGAAACCCUAUGAAUGUAGUGAAUGUGGCAAGGUCUUUAGUCAGAGCUCACACCUCUAUCAACAUCAGAGAACUCACACUGGAGAGAAACCUUAUACCUGUAAUGACUGCCGGAAAGCCUUUAGUGAUCGAUCAGCCCUUAUUCGACAUCAGAGAACUCAUACUGGAGAAAAACCCUACAAGUGUGGAGAAUGUGGUAAAGCCUUCAGUCAGAGCUCAACUCUCACAAAACAUACAAAAAUCCACACUGGAGAGAAACCCUACACCUGUAAAGAUUGUGGGAAAGCCUUCAGUCAGAGUUCAUCCCUCACUCAACAUCAGAGGGUUCAUACUAGAGAGAAACCAUUUGAAUGUCAUGAGUGUGGGAAAGCCUUCAGUAGAAGUGCCCAUCUUACUCAGCAUCAGAGGAUUCACACAGGAGAGAAACCUUGUGAGUGUAAUGAAUGUGGCAGAGCUUUCAGGUGUAGUUCAGCCCUCAUUAGGCAUCAGAGACUUCACAGUGGAGAAUCACUCUGAAUGUGUGGAUGUAUUCAUUCAGACUCUUCACUUUGUUAAAUACCAUGCUUUCAUUGGUUGUUACAGUGGUCACACUUUUUUAUUUUGAGGGUUGAAAAUGCCCUCCCCCCACUUUCUCCUGCAAAGUAUUAGCUGCCAGAAUACCACAAAUCCAAGUGAAGAAACACUUGAGUCUGAAAUCUGGAAUAGCCCAAGAUACUCUAAACAUCAAUCUUUGUGUGUGUGUCUGUGUAUGUGUGUGUGUGUGUAUUUUUAUCCA
Ceratotherium simum simum (southern white rhinoceros) is the source of this 2164-nucleotide messenger RNA. NCBI's taxonomy places the organism in Eukaryota, Metazoa, Chordata, Mammalia, Perissodactyla, Rhinocerotidae. The record is from RefSeq and is a predicted model, not a curated record.